CUGUGAUAUAUCAUUAAUGUUUAGUUUGAAAUGUUCUAAUGUAUGGCUGCCAUUUUGUAAGCUAUUGCAAUAUUAUUAGUAGAUUGUGAAAAUGCAGACUGGUGGUGGAGCUAAAAAUCCGCCAUGGGCACGAUCAAAUGUGAAUACAAACAUGACCGGCAUGAAUCCACAAAUAAUGGAUCCGAAUGCCGCUAUGAUGUCACAGCAAGGUAUGAUGCCAUUCCAACAAACUCAAGCUGUAUUUAAUCCCAGUAUGAUGCAGGCACAAGGAGGCAUGGCUAUGCCAAUGCCCGGACAAAUGCCAAUGAAUCAAAUGGCACAAGGUCAGAUGUAUCCAGGUAAUGUUGUUGCCUACCCCACGCCACGAGCUAUGAAUCCUAACAUGUAUCAGAACAGUACACCGAACCAGAAUCAGCAAUCAAAUGAACAGCGGGUCUUCACGGGCACUGUAACAAAGACUCAUAACGAUUUCGGCUUUGUUGAUCACGAUGUUUUCUAUCAAACAUCGGUUUGUGCAAAAGGCGCUAUACCAAAAGUAAACGAUAGAGUACUCGUCGAAGCCACCUACAAUCCUAAUAUGCCUUUUAAAUGGAAUGCAACUCGAGUACAAGUGCUCCCAAAGGGGGGACCUAACCAAAAAAUGAACCAACCUAAGUCAAACAAUUACAACGCAGUUCCACCUCCUUCCAACAAAAAGUCAAACAUCAUAUCAAGACGAGACGAUCGUCGGGAUGAUCGUAGUUCGCGAAGAGAUGACCGGAAAAGAUCCCGGACAAGGAGUCGAUCUCGUUCACGUGAUCGUCGUGAUAGUCGUAAUAGGAGGGACUCGCCUCCUCGCAAGAGACCUGUGAUACACCAACCAUCUCCUGUCAAAUAUGUAGUCCGAGUACCGAGAAUGCCCCUCGAUAUAUCAAACCUCGAUGUCCCAACCUUAUCACAGAGGUACAGCAAUCUCUAUAUACCGUCAGAUUUCUUCAAUGCAUAUGUCAAAUGGGGGGAGACGUUCCCGCCACAGUCACCGUUUUCUUUAAACAAUCCAUGUGCAUACCAUAUAAUGAGCAAAGAUGUUCCAAAUCCCAACCCAAAUGAGGCUGUCCUGGAACCCCCCGAUGCUGAUUACAGAUUUUCAGCUAAGGUGAUGCUUAUAAGCAUGCCAUCUUUAGAGACACUCUAUCAAAAGUGUGGACUCACAAAAGUAGACGAGAAAGACAAACGGACGAGCUCAAAAACGCCACUUCAUCCAACUCGCCUUAUAAAGUUCCUCGUGGGGCAGAAGGGUAAAGGGGGGGAGAACUUCGCUAUAGGCGGGCCGUGGAGCCCCUCGCUAGACGGAGAACAUCCGGAGACAGACCCCGGCGUGCUGGUGAAGACGGCUAUCAGAACAUGCAAGGCUCUGACCGGCGUAGACUUGUCGAACUGCACCCAGUGGUACCGCGUGGUGGAGUUUUACUACUGGCGGGAGGGCGGCGGCAGGUCGCGACUCGAGUGUGUGGUGUUGUUCCUGCCGGACGUGUGGUCGGCUCGGCCGUCGCGCGUCGAGUGGACCACGGUGCAGGACCAGUAUAAGGCGGCCCGCGACGCGGCGCUGCGCCGGCUCCUCGGCGGGGAGUCCCCGCGCCGCUCCGACGACUCGCCGGACCGAUCACCAAUUGAAAAUUUGGAUGCGAACGCUAGCACUAUAACUAUAGACGAGAAUGAUGACGAUGACGACUGUAAGCCCGAAGCCACGCAUUACUCCAACAUUGAUCUGAGGACCAUAAAGGUUGACCAACUGCGACAGGAAUUACGGGCGCGGAAUGUCAGCUGUAAAGGGCUCCGAUCACAGUUAGUUUCACGACUAUCAAAACUAAUAAAGGCUGAAGAAGAGAAAGAUACUAAGAACGAGGAUGUCAUGGAAGUGGUGGACGAUGAACAGGAGGACAAGAAAGACACUACAGACACGGUCGAGAUUACAGAUGACACGACUAAUGAUAAAGAGAAGCCAGUUGAAGAUAAAAUAGAGAAAAACGAUGCCAAUGACUCAAAACCAAAUGAUAAAAGUAAAGACGGCGAGAGCAAAGAGAGUGACGGCGUGAGCGAGGAGAGAAAGGACAGACCGAAAACGGAGAAGGAGAUUGAAGAGGAGAAGAAAAGAUUGGAGCGCGAGCGGCAGUCGCUGAUGACGCGCUACGAGUUGCCGGCGUCUCCGCAUGUGGUGGUGCACGCGUCGGGCUCGGCGCGCGCGGGCCGCUUCGCGUGCAGCGUGGCCUCACUGUCACUGUUGUUGGACUACAGAGUCACGGACAACAAGGAACACAGCUUUGAGUUGUUCGUGUUCGCGGAGCUCUUUAAUGAGAUGUUAAUGCGCGAUUUCGGUUUCUACGUGUACAAAACUCUGUACACGUUACCGGAGAAGGCUGAGGAAGCUAAAGACAAAGACAGAGAUAAAGAUAAAAGUGUAGAAAAGACUGACAAGAAAGAAGAAAAGAAGACGGAGCCGGAGAAGAAAGAUGACAAGAAAGAAGAUAAGAAAGAUGACAAACGUGAUGCACGACGCAGUCACAAGAAGGAAUGUAUGAGCGAUGAAGAGCGCGGUUGGUCUCCUCGCUACCGCGGCGGCCGGGGGGUGGAGCUUCCCCCCGACCCGUACCUACUCCUGUCCCUGGCUUACUUCGACACCGCCCGCGCCGGCGUCAUCUCCAAGAAAGACCUCCAGAGCCUGUUUGUGAGCCUGGGACUACAGCUGUCACGAUCACAGAUCAGGACCGUACUAGAUAAAGUCUGCAUCAGAGAUAACUUCAGCUACAAAACUCUCAUCCAAGCCAUCAAAGACCUGGCCUCCGGAGCGCCUGAAGCCAUACAGGACUUACCUCUGGACAGUACUAUUGACAGCAACGAAGUUCCACCACACAUCGCAGAACUCGAAGCGACCAUAGCGGCCGGCAACAGGGAACUGCUGCCCAUGUUCAACAGAGACGGCGGCGCGGGCGGCGGCGGCACCAGGGACGUGUCCGACAACGGUAUGGUGCUGUACAAGGGUCGUGUGGUGGACGUGGGCGCGCUAGUCAGCGCGGGCGCGCGGUGGGCGGGGACGCGCGCCCGCCUGGAGGCCGCGCUCGCCAACGUCACUUCGCAGCUGCGGGCGGCCCGGGCGGCCAGUGCGGCCACGCAGCGCGCAGAGAGAGGCGCGCAGGCGCAGCUCGCUGACCUCGUGGCCACACUCGCCGCCGCACGCGCCAGGAUCACUUCACUCACGGCGAGUUCUAAAAUCUUCCAUUCGGCGUUGAAGAGUAUACAGACCAAGGUGGAGGCGGUGGUUAACAUCAAGUAUGAGGACGAUGACGUCGUGGAGGUCGUGAACGGGCCCUCCAAAGAGGAGAAUGUUACAAAGGAAGAUAAGUCUGAACCUGGAACAGAGGAAAGGAAGGAAAACAAAAGUGAUGUUAAAAACGAGGAACUCAUUAAGAUAGAUGACGCGAGAGACGCCAAGGACUGCGACGCGGCCGACAACAUGGACAUAGACAGGGAGUAGCCGAGUGCGGCGCGCGCUCAGCCGUUAGUAUACAGACACCGGAGUGCAUUUCAAUUCCCACAGACGGUCGCGUUGAGGUGACCAUGGAAAGUGUUAGGACAGUGUGAACGGACCCUGCGCCACUUGUGUAUGUACGUGUAUCAGUUACGAGUACUGGUCGAGUGCAUUUUCGAGAUUCCUCGAAUCAGAUGCCGGAGAAGUGUUUGUAUGGGCGUGUGAUAUAAAACUACUAGUUUUUAAGGAUCGGCAAUAAAUGUACGUUGUCACA
This is a messenger RNA of Danaus plexippus (monarch butterfly), 3779 nucleotides long. Its product is annotated as cell division cycle and apoptosis regulator protein 1-like. The record is from RefSeq and is a predicted model, not a curated record. NCBI's taxonomy places the organism in Eukaryota, Metazoa, Arthropoda, Insecta, Lepidoptera, Nymphalidae. Gene Ontology annotation, cellular component: nucleus. The transcript has 17 exons. Gene Ontology annotation, biological process: regulation of DNA-templated transcription. Bases 92 to 3511 code for a protein of 1139 amino acids.